Molecule: messenger RNA, 573 nt
Organism: Camellia sinensis
Lineage: Eukaryota; Viridiplantae; Streptophyta; Magnoliopsida; Ericales; Theaceae
Source: RefSeq, a predicted model, not a curated record
AUGGCAUUGUACACUGGGAACAAGCCGUUGCUCUACAAGGUGUUCCUCUCUUCCUUCUGGGAAAUUGCAUCAGAUUGGUUUCACAAGUUGCCAAAAGGAAUUGUAAAAACCUACGAAGGCCUGGCCGAGAUGUUUGUGGCUAGGUUCGUGACAAACAAGUUACAACCAUUGAGAGUGGAUGCCCUGAUGGCCUUGAGAAUUAGUGAGGACGAAAGCCUUAGAGCCUAUGCCAAAAGAUAUUAUGAGGUAUUCAACCGAAUACCAGGAUGCAACCAAAAGGUGGCGGUUGUGUCAUUUAAGAAUGGACUAAAAGAUGACUGCCUACUUCAAAAAUCGCUGGCAAAGACAUUGUCGAAAAGCAUUGAGGAGCUUAUGGCCAGGAUAGAGAAGUAUGACAAGGCCGAGGAGGACACGCCGGGGACAAACGUGUUGAAACUAGAGAAGAAAAACGGCUCGCCGAAGCGAGGCCGAGGUGAUAGUGGAUACAAUAAACCAGAGACAGGAUUAAGGGCUGCACAGGCAGUCACAACCGUAUUCCGAAUCCCUAUCUACAAAGUCCUGGAGAAAAUCUGA